Papilio machaon (common yellow swallowtail) is the source of this 1728-nucleotide messenger RNA. Its product is annotated as fatty-acid amide hydrolase 2. Lineage: Eukaryota; Metazoa; Arthropoda; Insecta; Lepidoptera; Papilionidae. The record is from RefSeq and is a predicted model, not a curated record. The transcript has 12 exons. Bases 35 to 1693 code for a protein of 552 amino acids.
CUAGUGAAUUGCACUUUUACUUAUUCUGUGUGCGAUGUCCACGCAGUGUGAACGUGCUGUGAAUAAUCAGUGCAAAAAAAAUCAUAUUUUACAGUUCCGCACUACAAAACCUAAUAAAAUAUUCGAGGGAAUGGCGUCCGAUAUGUUCAAGCAAUUCUUUCUUCUUUUGAGGACAUAUUUUGAUAUGUUUAUAGACUUUUUAUUCUCAUUAUAUUGGGAGAGACAACGAAAACCAAUACCAAAUUUAGAAAAGAAACAUAUUAUGCUUUCUGAAAGUGCUGUGAAUUUAGCAUCUAAAAUACGAAACAAACAAUUAAAAUCUGAAGAAUUAGUCCAAGCCUGCAUUGAAAGAAUAAAAAUAGUUAACCCGAUACUCAAUGCAGUUACUGACGAGAGGUUUGAAGAGGCUUUGAAAGAGGCGCGGGAGGUCGACAGAUUGAUUGCAUCAGGACAGGCAGACUUUGAAAAACAACCAUUUCUCGGCGUACCAUUCACCGCAAAGGAGAGUCACGCGGUGUCGGGCAUGCUGCACACGCUGGGCAUCUCGCUGCGGCGACAUGAGCGCGCGCACGAGGACGCAGAGUGCGUGCGGCUGCUGCGACACGCCGGGGCCAUACCCCUCGCCGUCACCAACGUGCCCGAGAUCAACAAGUGGCAGGAGACCCGCAACAUGGUGUUCGGUCAGACCAACAACCCGUACCACUCGGGGCGUACUGUGGGCGGCUCCAGCGGGGGCGAGGCCGCGCUCGCCGCCGCACUCGCCUCGCCCAUCUCACUCUGUUCCGACAUCGGGGGCUCGACGCGCAUGCCCGCCUUCUACUGCGGUCUGUUCGCUCUCAACCCCACCGCCGGCACCACCAGCCUUAAAGGGUCAGCGCUGCGUUCUGGUCGCGAGCCGACGAUGGCGUCCAUCGGGUUCCUGAGCAAGCACUGCGAGGACCUCGCGCCUCUCACCAGCCUGGUGGUGACAGAGAGUGCGCGCGCUCAGCUGCAGCUCGACACACAGUAUCAUAUCAAGGAUAUAAAAAUCUUCUACUGCAAGGCGGCGCAUGAUUUAAGAGUCAGUCCGUUAGACAAGGACAUGCUACAAACUAUGGACAGAGUGGUGUCGGCGCUGACGGAGGACUCGUCCCCGGAGCACCCGCCGCAGCCCUACCAGCACCCGGGGCUGCGGCACAUGUUCACACUGUGGCGACACGGCAUGGCGCAGGAGGCCGACAGCUUCCCCAGUCUGCUCACCAACAAUCAGGGACACGCCAACGGACUUAUAGAACUACUCAAAAAGGUGGUGGGCGUGUCCGCGUACACUCUGGCGGCGAUCCUGAAGCUGCUGGACGAGCAGGUGCUGCCUCCAGUGGAGCGAGACUGGGCUGAGAGGGUCGCCAGCGACCUCAGGGAGGACCUCGUUAAUACUCUGGGCUCUGAGGGUGUGUUGUUGUUCCCGAGCGCGCCCUCGCCCGCCCCCCAUCACUACACCCUCUAUCUGCGGCCAUUCAACUUCUCAUACUGGGCUGUAUUCAAUGCACUCAAGUUUCCAGCAGCUCAGGUGCCGGUUGGUGUGAACGAGGCUGGUCUGCCGCUGGGGCUGCAGGUGGUGGCGGCGCCGCAGCGGGAGGCGCUCUGCCUGGCUGUGGCGAAGCACCUCGAGACACGCUUCGGGGGCUUCGUCCCACCUUGCAGCAUCUCACACUGACAACAAGCACUGCAAAUACUCACAGCCUACUUGUU